Messenger RNA from Gekko japonicus, 2095 nucleotides. RefSeq names its product sodium/potassium-transporting ATPase subunit alpha-3-like. Gene Ontology annotation, cellular component: membrane. Lineage: Eukaryota; Metazoa; Chordata; Lepidosauria; Squamata; Gekkonidae. The record is from RefSeq and is a predicted model, not a curated record. Gene Ontology annotation, biological process: sodium ion export across plasma membrane; intracellular sodium ion homeostasis; potassium ion import across plasma membrane. Gene Ontology annotation, molecular function: ATP hydrolysis activity; ATP binding; P-type sodium:potassium-exchanging transporter activity.
UCACACUCUCUCUUUCCCCUUCUGUCCAUCCACCCACCCACCUGUUUGCCUGCCUGCCAGCCAGACGUCCUCUGGAGAGCCUCGAUCAUCCAGGCUGAGACGGAAAAGCCACCAAGAUGGGGUACGGCCGCUCAGACAGCUACCGUGUGGCGACCACGCAAGACAAACAUGACGAGAAGGAGUCGACUCACAAGGACAAAGCACAGAAAGCCCGGGACUUGGACGAUCUGAAGAAAGAAGUCUCGAUGACGGAGCACAAAAUGUCCAUUGAGGAAGUGUGCCGAAAAUACAACACAGAUUGUGUGCAGGGUCUGACCCACAGCAAAGCCCAAGAGAUCCUGGCCCGCGAUGGUCCCAACGCACUGACCCCACCACCUACCACUCCCGAAUGGGUGAAGUUUUGCCGCCAGCUCUUUGGAGGCUUCUCCAUUCUCUUGUGGAUCGGGGCCAUCCUCUGCUUCUUGGCCUACGGCAUCCAAGCGGGGACCGAGGACGACCCAGCCGGGGACAACCUGUACCUAGGUAUCGUCUUGGCCGCUGUGGUGAUCAUCACUGGCUGUUUCUCCUACUACCAAGAAGCCAAGAGCUCUAAGAUCAUGGAGUCCUUCAAGAACAUGGUGCCACAGCAAGCCCUGGUCAUCCGGGAAGGUGAGAAGAUGCAACUCAACGCCGAAGAUGUGGUGGUUGGAGACUUGGUGGAAGUGAAAGGUGGAGACAGAGUCCCAGCCGAUCUGAGGAUCAUCUCGGCCCAUGGAUGCAAGGUGGAUAACUCCUCCUUGACUGGUGAAUCAGAGCCCCAGACGCGAUCACCCGACUGCACCCACGACAACCCCUUGGAAACCAGGAAUAUCACCUUCUUUUCAACCAACUGUGUAGAAGGCACGGCACGCGGCGUUGUCAUCGCCACCGGCGAUCGCACAGUGAUGGGCCGAAUUGCCACCCUGGCCUCGGGCCUGGAGGUUGGCAAGACCCCCAUCGCCGUCGAGAUCGAACACUUCAUCCAGCUCAUCACUGGCGUGGCUGUCUUUUUGGGGGUCUCCUUCUUCGUCCUCUCCCUGAUCCUGGGCUACAGCUGGCUGGAAGCCGUCAUCUUCCUCAUCGGCAUCAUUGUGGCCAACGUCCCCGAAGGGCUUCUGGCUACCGUCACCGUGUGUCUGACCCUGACCGCCAAGCGCAUGGCACGCAAGAACUGCUUGGUGAAGAACUUGGAAGCCGUGGAGACCCUGGGCUCCACCUCCACCAUCUGCUCGGACAAGACGGGGACCCUGACCCAGAACCGCAUGACCGUCGCCCACAUGUGGUUUGACAACCAGAUCCAUGAAGCCGAUACCACCGAAGACCAGUCUGGCACGGCCUUUGAUAAGAGCUCUGCUACCUGGGUGGCCCUGUCCAAAAUUGCAGGUCUUUGCAACCGUGCAGUGUUCAAAGGGGGUCAGGAAAAUAUUCCCAUCCUCAAGCGUGACGUAGCGGGAGAUGCUUCCGAGUCGGCCCUUCUGAAGUGCAUCGAGCUCUCGUCCGGAUCCGUCAAACUCAUGCGGGAGAAGAACAAGAAAGUGGCUGAGAUCCCCUUCAACUCCACCAACAAAUACCAGCUCUCCAUUCACGAGACGGAGGACCCCAACGAUAACCGCUACCUGUUGGUGAUGAAGGGGGCUCCCGAGCGCAUCUUGGACCGAUGCACCACCAUCAUCUUCCAGGGCAAAGAGCAGCCGCUGGACGAGGAGAUGAAAGAGGCUUUCCAGAACGCCUACCUGGAGCUAGGAGGACUCGGGCGCGUGCUGGGUUUCUGCCUUUACUACUUGCCCGAGGAGCAGUACCCCAAAGGAUUCGCCUUCGACUGCGACGACGUCAACUUCACCACCGAAAACCUCUGCUUCGUGGGGCUCAUGUCCAUGAUUGAUCCACCCCGAGCGGCUGUGCCUGAUGCCGUCGGGAAAUGCCGUAGCGCCGGCAUCAAGGUGAUCAUGGUAACUGGUGACCACCCAAUCACAGCAAAGGCCAUCGCCAAAGGUGUGGGCAUCAUCUCGGAGGGCAACGAGACGGUGGAAGACAUUGCCGCCCGCCUGAACAUCCCUGUCAGUCAGGUCAACCCCAG